This is a messenger RNA of Styela clava, 1028 nucleotides long. The record is from RefSeq and is a predicted model, not a curated record. NCBI's taxonomy places the organism in Eukaryota, Metazoa, Chordata, Ascidiacea, Stolidobranchia, Styelidae.
UCGCAACGCUUGAAAACGGAUUGCGCAAUUGAAUAUGAUAACAGAUUUAAAUAUAUAAGGACUCACUGUAGAAACUGCCAGAAGCACAAUAUGACAUAAUUUAGUCGAGAUAUAAACGAUUGAAAAUAAAUUUCAUCCGAAGUUACAAGGCAUCCGAAGUUAGCCGGUUUUACGGUAUUUAGCUGAUUUUUGCAUUUAUUAUAUGACAAUGGCCAGUGUUUGCAAAAUGGAGAGAAAUCUCAUGUUUGUGAACAAUGUGGAAAAGUUUUCACGAUUAGAUAAUUUACAUAGGCAUGAACGAAGUCAUACUGGAGAGAAACCUCAUGUUUGUGAACAUUGUGGAAAGAGUUUUCUGCAGUUAUUUAAUUUACAAAUGCAUGAACGAACCCAUACUAAAGAGAAACCUUAUGUUUGUAAACAAUAUGGAAAGGGUUUUUCACGAUUAUCCAGUUUGAAAAGGCAUGAACAAACUCAUACCGGAGAGAAACCUUAUGGUUGUAAACAAUGUGGAAAGAGUUUUUCACAAUUAUUUAGUUUACGGUUGCAUGAACGAACUCAUGCUAAAGAGAAACCUCAUGUUUGUGAACAAUGUGAAAAGAGUUUCUCGUGUAUAUCCAAUUUACGUUGCAUGAGCGAACUCAUACAGGUGACAGGCCUUGUAUUUGUAAACAAUGUGGAAGAAGUUUUUCACAAUCAUCUAAUUUACAUAGGCAUGAACGAAGUCAUACCGGAGAGAAACCUCAUGUUUGUGAACAAUGUGGAAAGAGUUUUUUGCAGUUAUUUAAUUUACAAAUGCAUGAACGAACCCAUACUAAAAAGAAACCUUACGUUUGUAAACAAUUUGGGAAGCGUUUUUCACAAUUAUCCAGUUUACAUGUGCAUGAGCGAACCCAUACUAAAGAGAAACCCUAUGUUUGUAAAUGAUGUGGAGAGGGUUUUUUACGACUAUCUGAUUUAAAAAGUCAUGAACGAGCUCAUACCGGAGAGAAACCUUAUGUUUGUAAACAAUGCGGGAAGGGUUUUUCACA